Molecule: messenger RNA, 11395 nt
Organism: Salmo salar (Atlantic salmon)
Lineage: Eukaryota; Metazoa; Chordata; Actinopteri; Salmoniformes; Salmonidae
Source: RefSeq, a predicted model, not a curated record
AAUACUGGUAUAAUACUGUCAUGGCGGGGAAGAGCUGUAGCAGGGGGUAAAUCAGGAAGAGAAAGCGCUGUAAGUGGGUUAACACUGAAAUUUGAACAAGUCAAGCAGUUUUUAGGGAAGGACCGAGUGGAUGACUGCUGUCCCUUGUCGAGCACCACUGGCGCUGUUGCGGUACUUGAGCCACGUUUAGGAGUUGUUGCUCAUGACAGCACUCUACCUGUCAAGCCUGCUGUGACAAUAGCAAGUUCUACUGCUGUAGCCUGGCUGGACUAGUGAAGAAAUGAAAGUCGCAGGUACCUCUUAUAUUUUGACAGAGGGGAGGAAGGGCAAGGUCUCUGCGACUUGCCUUUAGAACCAAAUCUUAUUAAGCCGGUCCAUUUUAGUGAACGGGUUUUGAUGCAUUAUUUCAUUCGCCUCCUUAUCAAGUUUCCGACCGGGGGAGAGGAGUUCUACAUGGAAACGCAGUGACAACUCCAAUGUCGCGGUGUCAUCGAGUAGAAAACCAACUCUCGUGCGCCUGUGCCUUUCGCGGACUACAAAACAUACUUUGUUGACUCGAAGGCUUAUUUUGGGAACUGUUUUGAAUGGGGAGGGAAAUAUUUUCGUUGUUUACCUCCAGACUGUCGACAUAGCUGGAAAGAGGAUACCAUUGUUUUUUUUUCUUUCACCGACUUUACUGUAUCCCAUUACCGCGUUUGGGGGUGAACAGGUGCCUUACCUGUCAACGCCACCUGUCCUCCUGUAGCGAUGGCUAGCGAGGAGACGCCUGGUGCUGGGCGACCAGCCGGGCAAGGUGAUGGAGCUGCGGCGGUGUCGCUCAACCCUGGCAUCCCAAUCCGAGGAAUCAAAAUGAAAUUCGCUGUCCUCGCCGGUCUGGUGGAAGUUGGGGAAGUUUCCAACCGGGACAUUGUGGAGACCGUCUUCAACCUGUUGGUGGGGGGCCAGUUUGACCUGGAGAUGAACUUCAUUAUCCAGGAGCAGGACAGCAUUGUGUGCAUGGUGGAGCUGCUGGACAAGUGUGAGCCCACGUGCCAGGCGGAGGUGUGGAGCAUCUUCACGGCUAUCCUGAAGAAGAGCGUGAGGAACCUGCAGGCCUGCACGGACACGGCCCUCAUCAACCUGGUCCUGGACCGCGUGGCCCACACUGACAGCAUGAUCGCAGACCUGAUGGUGGACAUGCUAGGAGUGCUGGCCAGCUACAGCAUCACAGUCAAGGAGCUGAAGUUGUUCUUCAGCAAACUGCAAGGAGAGAAAGGCCAAUGGCCUCCCCAUGCGGUGAAGCUGCUGUCUGUUCUGAGGAGCAUGGCCCACCGGAACGGACCUGACUCUUUCUUCAGCUUCCCAGGGAAGAGUGCUGCUGCUAUAGCUCUGCCCCCUAUAGCCAAAUGGCCGUACCAGAGUGGAUUCACCUUCCACACGUGGCUCCGCAUGGAUCCAAUCAACAACAUCAAUGUUGACAAGGACAAGCCUUACCUGUACUGUUUUCGCACCAACAAAGGUCUGGGAUACUCUGCACACUUUGUGGGCGGCUGUUUGAUUGUGACCUCGUUAAAGUCCAAGGGGAAGGGAUUCCAGCACUGUGUGAAAUAUGACUUCAAACCACAGAAGUGGUACAUGGUGACCAUCGUUCAUGUCUACAACCGCUGGAAGAACAGUGAGAUCAGCUGCUACGUCAAUGGAGAGCUCGCCUCCUACGGAGAAAUCACCUGGUUCGUCAACACCAGCGACACUUUCGACAAGUGUUUCCUGGGUUCGUCAGAGACGGCGGACGCCAACCGUGUGUUCUGUGGUCAGAUGGGGGCGGUGUAUCUGUUUGGCGAGGCCCUCAGUGCAGCCCAGAUCCUGGCCAUCUACCAGCUGGGGCCUGGUUACAAGGGCACGUUCAAGUACAAGGCUGAGAGUGACCUCCUGUUUGCUGAGCACCACAAGAUCCUACUGUACGACGGCAAGCUGUCCUCCUGCAUCUCCUUCUCCUACAACCCCCACGCCACCGACGCUCAGCUGUGCCUGGAGUCCUCCCCCAAGGACAACGCCUCCAUCUUCGUCCACUCGCCACACGCUCUCAUGCUGCAGGAUGUGAAGGCUGUGGUGACCCACUCGGUCCAGAGUGCCAUCCACUCCAUCGGGGGAGUGCAGGUCCUCUUCCCCCUGUUUGCACAGCUGGAUCACCUCCAGCACACCAGCGAUGAACCGGACACCUCUGUCUGUUGCACCUUGCUGUCCUUUGUGAUGGAGCUGCUGAAGAACUCUGUGGCUAUGCAAGAGCAGGUCCUGGCCUGCAAGGGCUUCCUGGUCAUCGGUUACACUCUGGAGAAGUCUUCCAAGGUGCAUGUGACUCGGUCCGUGCUGGACAUCGUGCUGGCCUUCGCCCGUUACCUCAGCAACCUGCAGAACGGCGUCCUGCUGCUCAAGCAGCUGUGUGACCACAUCCUGUUCAACCCUGCCAUCUGGAUCCAUGCCCCUGCCAAGGUGCAGUUGGCGUUGUACACCUACCUGUCCACCGAGUUCAUCAGCACGGUGACCAUCUACAACGCCAUCCGCAGGGUGGGCACGGUACUGCAGGUCAUGCACACGCUCAAGUACUACUACUGGGUCGUCAACCCCCAGGACCGCAGCGGAGUCACGCCCAAGGGCCUCGACGGUCCGAGACCCAAUCAGAAGGAGAUCCACUCUCUCAGAGCUUUUCUGCUGCUGUUUGUGAAGCAACUCAUAAUGAAGGAUUACGGAGUGAAGGAAGAUGAGCUUCAGAGUAUUCUCAACUACCUGCUCACCAUGCAUGAGGACGACAAUCUAAUGGAUGUGCUUCAGCUGCUGGUGGCUCUGAUGUCGGAGCAUCACGGCUCCAUGGUGCAGGCCUUUGAUCAGCGCAACGGAGUACGGGCCAUUUACAAGCUGCUGGCUUCCAACAGUGAAGGAAUCAGAGUUCAGGCACUCAAAGUCUUGGGCUACUUCCUCAAACACUUGCCCGCUAAGAGGAAGUCAGAGGUCAUGCUGGGUCACGGCCUCUUCUCCCUGCUCAACGAGCGACUGAUGCUCCACUCCAACCAGUUCAGCAUGACAACCUACAACGUGCUCUUCGAGAUCCUGACCGAGCAGAUCUGCACUCAAGUGAUCCAUAAACAGCAUCCGGACCCCGACUCCAAUGUGAAGAUUGUCAACCCGCAGGUCCUGAAGGUGAUCGCUGCCCUGCUGAAGAACUCUCCCCUCUCCCCAGAGAGCAUGGAGGUGCGCAGGGUCUUCCUGUCAGACAUGAUCAAACUGUUCAAUAACAGCAAAGAUAACAGGAGGAGCCUGCUGCAGUGCUCGGUGUGGCAGGAUUGGAUGCUCUCUCUGUGCUUCAUCAACCCCAAGAGCAGCGAGGAGCAGAAGGUCACUGAGAUGGUGUACGCCAUCUUCCGCAUCCUGCUCUACCACGCCAUCAAGUACGAGUGGGGCGGCUGGCGCGUGUGGGUGGACACCCUGUCCAUCACCCACUCCAAGGUGACCUUCGAGCAGCACAAGGAGAACCUGGCCCGUAUGUUCCGUCAGUACCAGAGACUGGGCUCCGAGGGCGAUGCGGCUGGUAUCCGGACCAUUUCCGGGGCCAGCCGAGACUCUGAGAUUCAGGGCCAGCUCCGGACCAACAGGGAUCAGGGGGAGGAGACUGCCCCCUCCACCGUGAUCGAGCUCACCAUUGACCCAGAGGGGGUCCCCCAGAACCAGGAGUCCCCCAACACUACUCCUCCCUCAGCAACCUCAACAGCAUCUGCCUCCACCCCCAGCCCUCCAGAGAGAGAAGGAGAUAGAAGUCAGAGGGGUCAAGCACCCAUAACUGUGUCCAACAUGCUGGCCAGAGCUGAAGAAGCGGAGACGGAGGAACUACAGCAGGUCCAGAAUCAGAUCUCUGAGGAUCAGAGAGGAGGUGCUGGUGACAGAGCUGAAGCUACUACACAGGAGACUGAAGCUAAACUUACUGAGGAUAAAGUCAUCAGUAAGACCGUUGAGGCCCUGGCUGAGACUGAGACCGCCACAGACAAGACUGAUGAUGCUGCAGCAUCUAGCACAGCUGAAACAGACGAAGCGACCAAGCCAGGAACUGAUGUCGCGAAGGUGGCUAAAACAGAAACAAGCGACGAUGCUAAAACAUCUGAUACCGACAAAGUAGUAAGACCUCAAACGGAUGGAGAGAAGGGGUCAGAAACGCACAGCUACAAAGACGCCAACGUUCUUAUGUCUGAAGAUUCCCUGAACGAACCCAAGGAACUGGCAAAGCAACCGGAGGAACAGGUCUCUGCUGCGGUCUCGGCCUGCCAGAAGGGCAGCGUGGCGGAGGGGUCAACAGCCGGGGCAUCUGUCCAGUCAGUCAGUGACCAGGUCCGACCCAGCUCCACCGACGACAGCAUGGAGGAAUCCUCUUUUGUCUCCGCCACUGCUGGAGAGGAGGGGAAGACAGAGGGGGGGAAGACAGAGGGGGGGAAGACAGAGGAGGGGAAGACAGAGGAGGGGAAGACAGAGGAGGGGGAGACAGAGGAGGGGAAGACAGAGGUUGUAGUUGAGGAGGAGAAGAUGGAAGGGGUUAAAGCAGAGGAGAUCAAGACAGAAGAGGUUAAAACUGAAAAGAAGAAGGAAGAGGAGAGUGUUGCUGAGGUCACAAAGUCAGCAGUAGAAAGUCAAGAGAUACCACCUGAUUCUGUACCUGAGGAGAGUCAGACACAACCCCCUCAAAUGGAGGAGAUUGACCUUGACCUGUCUGCACCAGGCACCGACCCCACCAGCACAGAGCCAGCACAGCAGCCUUUAGAGUCCACAAUGUCGCCCCCUACAGCCCUGGAGGCUAUACUACCAACACCAGCAGCAGUAGGGGCCACUGUCUCUAAAUCUGACACCCCACAGGCUGUAGCACCAGCAGAGGCCCCCAGCACCAAAGCGGUCCAGCCAGAAGCCCCACAGGCCUCAGGGGCCACAGAGGCCCCCAGCACCAGGACUGAUACCUCUCCGAAGGUAGCCUCUGCUACUGCUGGGGAGGCAGGGAAAGACAGUGCAGCAGAGGGCCCUGGCUCUGCCACCAAGACCAAAGAGAUCCACAUUGCCAGGCUGGAUGUGUCCAGUGUGGCCUCAGACACAGAGAGACUGGAGCUAAAGGAGACCUCCACACCUGAAGUUCCUCAGGGCGACGCGGCUGCAGCCGGUGCCUCAGGAGGCCAGGCCAGAGAGAGCAGCUCCUCCGCUCGUUCCACCAUGUUCCGUAUUCCAGAGUUCUGUUGGUCUCACAUGCACCAGCGCCUGCUCACAGACCUGCUCUUCUCCAUCGAGACUGACGUGCAGAUGUGGAGGAGUCACUCCACUAAGACGGUGAUGGACUUUGUGAACAGCAGUGAGAAUGUGGUGUUUGUCCACAACACAGUGCACCUCAUCUCUCAGGUGGUGGACAACCUCAUCAUGGCCUGUGGAGGCAUCCUGCCCCUGCUUUCCGCUGCCACAUCCUCCUCACAUGAUCUGGAGAACAUUGAGCCGUCCCAGGGUCUGUCGGUGGAGGCGUCUGUCACCUUCCUGCAGCGCCUCAUCAACCUGGUGGAUGUUCUGAUCUUCGCCUCCUCCCUCAACUUCACCGAGAUCGAGGCUGAGAAGAACAUGUCCUCUGGGGGUAUCCUCAGACAGAGCCUUCGCCUGGUGUGUGCCAUGGCUGUGAGGAACUGUCUGGAAUGUCAGCAGCACUCUCACUUCAAGCCCAGCCAGUACAGCGCCCGUGGCCAGCAAGCCGUGCAAAGCCUCAUGGGAGCCGCCAAGUCCAUGCCCGCGCAGAGCCCUGUUGAUGUUGUGACAGGAGGGAUGUCUCCCAUCAGAGACAUGGACCGUCUUCUACAGGAAAUGGACAUCAACCGCCUCAGAGCCGUGGUCUUCAGAGAUAUCGAGGACAGUAAGCAGGCUCAGUUCUUGGCCCUGGCCGUGGUUUACUUCAUCUCUGUUCUCAUGGUGUCCAAGUACCGAGACAUCCUGGAGCCCCAAAACGACAAGAAACCCCCCCAGCGCAGCCAGUCUGCCAGGAGCGCAGACAGUAAUGCCGUCUCUGGCGGUCCCGAGCUGGAGAGCAGUGUGUCCCUCCGUCGCCGAGACUCUGGCAUCGGGGAUGACCAUAGCUCCGUGGCCCCCAGCGAGGCAGACUCCACCGCCCAGGGGCCCGACGCCGUGUCCGAGGCCCUGUCCACCCUCUCCUCAGAGGUCAGGGGUCACAGAGACAACACCACGGCGGACGUCAGGGGCGGGAAGAACGUGAAGGACAUCCUGCGCAGCCUGGUCUCGGCGCCUGCUGAUGACAUCAUGGUGGACCCCAGCCUUCUGCCGCCGGCCUUCCUGGGAGCUGCUAUGGGAAACAACCCCAACCAGUUCAGAUCCUUUGACAGAAGCGUUCGGGUGGCGCCCAAGAAGGUGGGCGGGGCUCCGUCCCCAGGCUCCUCCACUCCUGUCCCAUCAGCCACCGCUGCUGUGGCGGCCGCCGGGACACCAGUCAACAACGUUGCCGUGGUUUCCACGGGCGAUGCCUCCCAGAGCACCACCGCUGAGACUACAGCCGGAUCAGCCAGCGCCAACCUGCCAUCUGUCCCCACGCUGUCCCCAAUGACCCGGGACACAGCCCCCAGUAUGAGUAUCUCAGAGAGGCUGGAGCAUGCUCUGGAGAAGGCUGCCCCCCUACUGAGAGAGAUCUUUGUGGACUUUGCCCCUUUCCUCUCUCGCACCCUGCUGGGUAGUCACGGACAGGAGCUCCUCAUCGAGGGCACCAGUCUGGUGUGUAUGAAGUCCAGCAGUUCGGUGGUAGAGCUGGUCAUGCUGCUCUGUUCUCAGGAGUGGCAGAACUCUAUCCAGAAGAACGCAGGCUUGGCCUUCAUCGAGCUGGUCAACGAGGGCAGGCUACUGAGCCACACCAUGAAGGACCACCUGGUGCGGGUGGCCAAUGAGGCGGAGUUCAUCCUGAGCCGACAGAGAGCCGAGGACAUCCACAAACACGCCGAGUUUGAGUCCCACUGUGCCCAGUACUCGGCUGAGAAGCGUGAUGAGGAGAGGAUGUGCGACCACCUGAUCCGAGCGGCCAAGUACCGCGACCACGUGACAGCCACCCAGCUCAUCCAGAAGAUAGUCAACAUCCUGACGGACAAACACGGUGCCUGGGGAAGCUCUGCCUUCAGCCGUCCUCGGGAGUUCUGGCGGCUCGACUACUGGGAGGACGACUUGAGGCGGCGCCGGCGCUUCGUCAGGAACCCCUUCGGAUCCACUCACUCGAAGGCCACGCUCAAAGCUGCAGCCGAACACGUGGUACCUGGCAUUAAUGCUCCCGAGGAAGAUGUCCUCAAAGGCAAACAGUCCAUCAGAAGUCAGGCGCUGGGAAAUCAGAACUCUGAGAGUGAGAUAUUGUUGGAUGGCGACGAUGACACUCUAUCAUCCUUGGAGGAGAAGGAAUUGGAGAACCUAACAGGCCCUGUAAACAUGAGCACUAGCGCUCAGCUGGUCGCCCCAGCGGUGGUGGUGAAAGGAACGCUGUCCAUCACCGCGUCUGAACUCUACUUCGAGGUGGAUGAAGAAGAGGCCAGCUUUAAGACGAUCGAUCCAAAGAUCCUAACCUACACAGAGGGCCUCCAUGGUAAAUGGCUGUUCACAGAGAUCAGGGCUGUCUUCUCCAGACGUUACUUGCUACAGAACACUGCUCUGGAGAUUUUCAUGGCCAACAGAACUGCGGUCAUGUUCAACUUCCCAGAUGCAGGCACGGUCAAGAAGGUGGUCCAAUGCCUCCCUCGCGUGGGGGUGGGCACCAACUUUGGCCUCCCACAGACCAGGCGUAUCUCCCAGGCCAGUCCCAAGCAGCUCUACAAGGCCUCCAACAUGACCCAGCGCUGGCAGCGCAGAGAGAUCUCCAACUUUGAGUACCUGAUCUUCCUCAACACCAUCUCUGGCCGUACGUACAACGACCUGAAUCAGUACCCCGUCUUCCCCUGGGUCAUCACCAACUACGACACUGAAGACCUGGACCUCACUCUGCCCAGCAACUACAGAGACCUGUCCAAGCCCAUUGGUGCCCUGAACCCCAAGAGGGCGGCGUUCUUCAACGACCGCUAUGAAUCCUGGGAGGAUGACCAGGUGCCCAAGUUCCACUACGGAACCCACUACUCCACCUCCUCCUUCACCCAGAUGUGGCUGCUGCGCAUCGAACCCUUCACCACCAUGUUCCUCAACUUCCAGGGAGGGAAGUUUGACCACGCUGACCGCACCUUCUCCUCCGUGUCCCGAGCCUGGAGGAACUGCCAGAGAGACACGUCCGACGUCAAGGAGUUGAUCCCAGAGUUCUACUACCUCCCUGAGAUGUUUGUAAACGCCAACAACUACAGCCUGGGGGUGAUGGAGGACGGGACUGUGGUGUCUGAUGUGGAGCUGCCGCCGUGGGCCAAGACCCCCGAGGAGUUUGUACGCAUCAACAGACUGGCUCUGGAGAGUGAGUUUGUGUCGUGCCAGCUGCACCAGUGGAUCGACCUGAUCUUUGGCUACAAGCAGCAGGGUCCUGAGGCCACCAGGUCUCUCAACGUCUUCUACUACCUGACCUAUGAAGGGACCAUCAACCUUAGCUCUAUCACCGACCCCAUGCUCAGAGAGGCUGUGGAGGCACAGAUCAGGAGUUUUGGACAGACCCCAUGUCAGCUGCUCAUCGAGCCACACCAACCAAGGAGCUCUGCCAUGCAGGUGUAUGUCCUCCUGCAGAGCCCGUUGAUGUUCACGGAGCAGAUGCAGCAGGAUGUCAUCAUGGUGUUGAAGUUCCCCAGCAACUCUCCCGUGGCCCACGUGGCCGCCAACACCCAGCCGGGCCUCGCCACGCCCGCCAUCAUCACCGUCACCGCCAACCGCCUCUUCGCCGUCAACAAGUGGCACGGCCUGGCCGGUCAUCAAGGCUCCUCUGUGCAGGACCAGCAGUACCAACUGCCCGUGGAAAUCGACCCUCUGAUAGCCAGUAACGUGGGGACCCACCGUCGUCAGAUCACAGACCUGUUGGACCAGAGCAUUCACAUCCACUCUCAGUGUUUCAUCAUCACCGCAGACAACCGCUUCAUCCUGCUCUGUGGCUUCUGGGACAAGAGCUUCCGCGUCUAUUCCACUGACUCAGGGAAGCUGACCCAGAUAGUGUUUGGUCACCGUGAUGUGGUGACGUGUCUGGCCAGGUCUGAGUCGUACAUCGGAGGGGACUGCUACGUCCUGUCAGGCUCCAGAGACGCCACGUUACUGCUCUGGUACUGGAACGGAAAACACAGCAGCAUCGGAGAGAACCCAGGAACUGAGUUUGUGACGCCCAGAGCCAUCCUGACGGGUCAUGACUGUGAGGUGACCUGCGCCAGUGUGUGUGCCGAGCUGGGAUUGGUCAUCAGUGGCUGCAGAGAGGGCCCGUGUCUGAUCCAUUCCAUGAAUGGGGACCUGCUGCGGACCCUGGAGGGCCCGGUGGGCUGCAUGCAGCCCCGUCUCAUCCAGUCCUCUACAGAGGGCCACGCCGUAGUCUACUAUGACAAGGGACACUUCUGCUUCUUCUCCAUCAACGGAAAGCUGCUGGGGCACAUGGAGGUGGAGGAGAACAUCAGGGCCAUGCUGCUGAGUCGGGACGGACAGUACCUGCUGACGGGGGGAGACGGGGGAGUUCUGUCUGUCUGGCAGGUUCACAACCUCAAACAGAUGUUCACCUACCCUGGCUGUGACGCAGGCAUCCGCUCCAUGGCCAUGUCCAACGACCAAAGGUGCAUCAUAACCGGCAUGGCGUCUGGUAGUAUAGUCCUGUUCUACAAUGACUUCAACAGGUGGCACCACGAGUACCAGACCAGAUACUGAGGCAGGACCACAACAACAAUCCCUGAGAGUCUGGUUAACGUGGGACCUACCUACUGCAAUCCUGUUGUUCUAAGGCACUACUCAAUACAUAUUGAUAUCCUGAAUGUAUCUUAAGAGAAGAAAAACUGUCUGAUUCUGUCAAAAGAAGCAAACUAUUUUUAAAAAAAGGGCAUUGCUAUAUUUUGUAGGGCAUAUCGAAAAUUUCAUAUAAUAUAAUAUCUUAGGGUGGGGUUAUAUACCUAUGGUUACAAAUCUAUUUUUAGCUUGUUAAGAGUCUAUUUUCAUCUCGAGCAGAGGAAAAUAAGGGUUCAAAGUGGAAGUAGGUAGAAAAGUAUAUUUGCAUCUAUUGUCUUAAGAAUCCAUAUAUUUGUGUACGUUAGGGGUGAGUGAUGAUUUUCAGUAGGUGUGAAACGUGGAGAUAUAAUCAUUAUUUUGGUCAUUAAUAUCCUUUUUUUUUCAUGCUCUUUUUGCUACUGUGUGGAAACACAGGGAAAUAAAAUAUGUGAAGUUUGUGUGGUGAUCGAGCAGGAAGUUCAUUAAGUCCUUUAUGUGUUCAUGACUUGAGAGGGAAUAUAUUCUAUUUAAAUGUUUGUACCACACCUCUGUGUAAACGGACAGAUCUUGCCUUCCUGUGCAUGAGUUAUUCCUCUGCUGUCCUGAUGGUGGCGUACACUGCACAAAGACUUGUCACCUGUUGUCAUAUGUGUAUCAGACAGUCAUCAUAGUAACAAGAUGGCUGCCGGUGUGAUUAGUUUGUUUGUAUCCGAGUGUUGUCAUGACGAUCAUUAGCUUUAUUAUGUAUGUACUGUAACCAUACUGAUGAAUAAUAUGUCUGUCAGUAGAAACAAAUGUCAUGGGCUACGUCCUAAUUUUGUAAAAUGGCGUCCUUUCCUCAUCUAAUUUCCUUCAUAUUGCUUACUUAUCACCUAUCAGAACUUUACAUGAAGGAGACGGGACGAGGAAAGGAAGCCAUUCCAAAUGGCCGACGUAGCCAUGAUAUGCUUCUUUGUAUAACUUCUUGUUAGCUUUACCUCCUCUACUGAGGCAUUUGCAGUACUUAAGCAUAUACUGUAUCAUAUUAGCAAUCGACACAGUGCCCAAACCAUGCUAGGAUCAUCAAAGUCCAUCAAAGUAUCUCAUCUUGGCAAAGAGAGGUGCAGCGAAAUGAGGGACUUGUCUGUGUGUCACGGUGAAUAUUCACUGGUUAAACCAGACCACAGACAACCCUGGUCCUGGACAGCCAAAGGGUGUGCACUUUUUGGUUCAAGCCCAGCUUUAAAAUACCUGAUUCUACCUAAUUAUGGGCCUUCGGGUCAAAACUGAAUUGGAUCAGGUGUUUCGGUGCAGGGUUGGAACACCCAAUGUGGUUCCUCCAAUACAACGGUUGCUCAUAAGGAGAAACAUUCCGUGUUGGUUUGAUCUACGCUUGGUGUGGUUACGAUUACAAUGAAAUGGCUACUACUGUAUUUUCUAUGUAUCGCUCAAUAUUUUGGCAAUCAAUUUGGAAUGAGUGUUUUUGACGCGUGAUGAGUUCUGACAAAUAAAAUAGAAUUUUUUAACUUAA